This is a messenger RNA of Saprolegnia parasitica CBS 223.65, 855 nucleotides long. RefSeq lists its product as hypothetical. Bases 1 to 855 code for a protein of 284 amino acids. The transcript is spliced from 5 exons. NCBI's taxonomy places the organism in Eukaryota, Oomycota, Saprolegniomycetes, Saprolegniales, Saprolegniaceae. The record is from RefSeq and is a predicted model, not a curated record.
AUGUUCAAGAAGCUAGGGUUCGGCCGGCGGACGACCGCUGCGCCCGCGGACCUGCAGCCUGCCGCGGAGCCGCUGCCCGCGCUCGCUGCCAUCGAUGACCGGCCCUCGACCUUUGGCAACGUCGCGCAGUACGCUGCGGACGAGGCCGCGGUCGCGCCCGAGGACAUGGCAGCGCUCCAAGGCAUCGACUUUGACGUCGAUGUCAACGCCGUCGACAUGGCGAUCGAGGCGCCGCCGGUCGCGGACCCUGGCAGCGACUGGAAUGGUUGCGGCGGGUGCCCCGUCUCGAUGAUCACGGACGGCUUUGUGCCACCCGCUUUACGCGCACUGGUCGCACUCUUCUGCGCUCGCACGCGCACCGACAACAAGAACCUCGUUGUCUACGAGCACGUGGGCGGCUUGAACAAGGCGCUCGAGGCGCUCGAGGCGCAGCACGAGAUUGCGUUUGCCGACGUCAUGGCCCACUACCUCUUCCUCACCGAGUUCCAGUGGGCGCGGCUCGACACGCGGCCGUUCGACAAGGCGACGCCGACGUUGGGGCAGAUGGUCAAGAUCCUCGACUUCCAGGGCAUGACCUUGAGCGACUGCAAGAACGCCGACUUUCGUACGUUUGUGUCGUGGACAAUGCGCACGAUUGGCCAGCACUACCCCGAGCGCUGCGCCGCCAUCUACAUCAUCAACACGCCACCGUGGUUCAACACGUUUUGGCUCGUCAUCCAGCGCUUGAUCAGCGACGUGACCAAGCAGAAAAUCCGCAUUUGCCCGGCGCCGAAAGACUACGUCCGCCGCCUCACUGCGUGGCUCGGCCCCGACCACCUCCCCGCGCUCCUCGGCGGCAAUGCGACCCACCUCUAG